This is a messenger RNA of Talaromyces rugulosus, 993 nucleotides long. RefSeq lists its product as uncharacterized. The transcript is spliced from 2 exons. Lineage: Eukaryota; Fungi; Ascomycota; Eurotiomycetes; Eurotiales; Trichocomaceae. Bases 1 to 993 code for a protein of 330 amino acids. The record is from RefSeq and is a predicted model, not a curated record.
AUGCCGUCUCUCGGAAACUUUUUCCACACGCAGCUCAUAGCCAAAAUCCCCGUCCCGACCUCCUCCUUCGCCUCCAAAACCGUCAUCAUCACAGGUGCCAAUACCGGCCUGGGCAAAGAAGCAACACGGCAUAUUGCCCGUCUGGGAGCAAGCAAAUUGAUCAUUGCUUGCCGAAACACCUCCAAGGGUAACAGUGCAAAGCUUGAAAUUGAAGCUUCGGUGAACUGCAAGCCCGACGUCAUCGAAGUCUGGGAACUCGACAUCGAGUCUCCUGCUUCUGUCCAGAAGUUUGUUGAGCGUGCAAAUAAACUGCCGCGCCUAGACGUAUUGAUCAACAAUGCCGGAAUACAGACAAUAAAUUACCAGGUCGUUUAUGGAACGGAACGCACCCUUGCUGUGAAUAAUAUUGGCACGUUUCUGCUAGCCUUGCAGCUUAUCCCGAAAUUGAAGGAGACUGCAAAUAAAUAUGAGGUGACACCACAUCUGACAUUCACGGGCUCGGCCCUGUAUGAUGUUGCAAAAUUCCCUGAGAACUAUGGCGACAAUAUUUUCGAUUGGUACGGUGAUGAAAGCCACUCGAAUCGCAUGAACCAAUACAAUCUUUCCAAGCUGAUUCUUCUAUAUGCUAUCAUCAAGUUAGCUUCCAUUGUCAACUCAGAUGCCACCAACCCCAUCGUGGUCAAUACUCUUGAUCCAUGUUUCUGCAAAACAGGCUUGCCUGGCGAGCUCCACGGUGCUUUGAAAGUUUUCAUGAGAGUUUUUGAAGCUCUGUUUGCUCGCACAUCAGAAGAAGGUUCCCGGCUAGUCGUGAUAGCGGCGUCUGCAGGAAAGGAAACCAAUGGAAAAUAUAUGCGGGCUGGUGCGGUGCAAGAAUAUGCGCCAUUCAUCACAGAUAAGGCUGGGGUUGAAAAGAGCAACACUAUCUGGGAACAACUUGGCCAAAGGUUGGAGAAACUGCAGCCGGGUAUUCUGCAGAAUGUGAACAGUUUUUGA